This is a messenger RNA of Galendromus occidentalis (western predatory mite), 1494 nucleotides long. RefSeq lists its product as uncharacterized. Gene Ontology annotation, cellular component: nucleus. Lineage: Eukaryota; Metazoa; Arthropoda; Arachnida; Mesostigmata; Phytoseiidae. The transcript has a single exon. The record is from RefSeq and is a predicted model, not a curated record. Gene Ontology annotation, molecular function: double-stranded DNA binding. Gene Ontology annotation, biological process: regulation of transcription by RNA polymerase II. The coding region runs from base 1 to 1494 and encodes 497 amino acids.
AUGCCAAAGCAAGGAAAGUGUCCGAGGAGAAGAAUCGAAGUCCUUAUGAAGCAGUUUGAAGGCGAGUCCCUCACUACGGAUGGAGUCGUACUGACUUGCAAGCUGUGCGAGAAGGUUGUCAACUCGGAAAAAAAAUAUUUCGUCCAACAGCACCUCAAUAGUAACAGCCACAGAGAGAGGAAGCAAAGAUCGGCGAAGGAGAAUCAGAACAUCUGCCUGCUGUCCAACUUUGUAAAAUUGUCGAACAAGGAAAGCAGUUUCCACAUGGAUCUAUGCCAGAUGUUAGUUGAAUCGAAUAUCCCUUUGUAUAAAGUGCAGGAUUCGUCGUUCAGGACGUUUAUGCAGAAGUAUUGCAAGAUCCCCACACCCGAUCAUACGAAGCUCCGAAAAACUUACCUUAAGAAGCUCUACGAUGCUACUGUACAAAGAAUUCGCGAAGCUGUGGGUGAGAAACGCAUAUGGGUGUCGGUCGACGAGACGACAGAUGUCAAAGGGCAAUACGUUGUGAAUACGAUCGUAGGUGCUCUGAGCCCCGAGGAGCCCUCAACUCCGUGGUUGAUAGGGUCCGAAAUCGUGGAACGCACGAAUCACGCGAGUAUAGCUCAAGCCUUCUGUAACUCCCUCAGCCUAUUGUGGCCUGGUGGGAUCAAACACGACAAAGUUCUUCUCUUCGUCUCGGAUGCAGCCCCUUACAUGAAGAAGGCUGGGGCGGGUUUGAAAGUCCUGUUCCCUAAAAUGAUUCACUUAACGUGUCUUGCUCACGCAAUCCAUCGAGUGUGCGAGGAAAUCAGAGUAUCCUUUCCCGAAGUCGAUUGCUUAAUCGCAAACGUGAAAAAAGUCUUUCUGAAAGCACCGUCCCGUGUUCGCGUGUUCAGAGAAAGUGCUCCCGAUGUAGCCCUGCCGCCUGAACCAAUUGUGACCCGAUGGGGCACAUGGAUCUCCGCAGCCAUGUACUACGCGGCGAACUUGGAGGAUAUCAAGCGUGUGCUGGAACAGCUCGAUGGAAACGAAGCCGCGGCUAUCGGGAAGUCGCAAGACCUUGUUUCCGACCCCGUUCUGAAAUGCCGUUUGACCUUCAUUGCUUCAAACUUCGCGACAUUGCCAGACUCUAUCACGAAACUCGAAAGUACCAAACAGCUGCUUGGUACAACGAUACGAGUCGUAGAAGAACUCCGACAGCACAUAGAUUCAGCCAAGGGACCCAUUGCGACUUCGAUCCAGAACAAAUUCCAACGGGUGAUCCGCCUCAACGCCGGAUACGAUGUUCUACGAAAAAUCCAGGAUACACUCCAGGGUGGGACGUUACAUGCCGAACUCUCGGAGUAUUCAGCUUCAGAGCUUUUAGAUUUCAAAUACGCUCCUAUAGCCAGUGUGGACGUAGAGCGCUCGUUCUCCCGAUAUAAGGCUCUCUUAUCCGACAGAAGAUAUAGUUUAACGCCCGAAAAUUUGAAAUACCACAUCAUUCCGAUGUGCAAUGCCUUUGUGACAGAAUAA